GGCCGAUGUCCCAGGUGAGUGGCCCGCGCUCACCUCACUGUGACGCGCCCCAUGGAGCCCCCAGCGCAGCCCCAGACCCAGGUAGGAUCGGGGUUGGAGACCGAGGCUGGACCAGAGUGGGCCCAGACCCCAUCCCUCCUCCCUGGGUUGGAGGUAGUAACAGAAUCUGCUCACCCUGCGGAGGCAGCUCCAGAGGAGGGCUCCCUGGAGGAGGCAGCGCCCCCCAUGCCCCAAGGCAAUGGCCCUGGGGCCCCCCAGGCCCUGGACAGCACUGACCUCGAUGUCCCCACAGAAGCUGUGACACGCCAGCCUCAGGGGAACCCCCUGGGCUGCACCCCACUACUGCCGAACGGCUCUGGCCACCCCUCGGAGCUGAGUGACGCCAGGCGGGUGGGGAAUGGUGCCCUGGGUGGCCCCAAGGCCCACCGGAAGUUGCAGACCCACCCAUCUCUUGCCAGCCAGGGCAGCAAGAAGAGCAAGGGCAGCACGAAAUCUGCCGCUCCCCAGAUCCCCCUCCAGGCGCAGGAAGACUGCUGCGUCCACUGCAUCCUGUCCUGCCUGUUCUGCGAGUUCUUGACGCUGUGCAACAUUGUCCUGGACUGCGCCACCUGCGGCUCCUGCAGCUCUGAGGACUCGUGCCUCUGCUGUUGCUGCUGUGGCUCCGGGGAGUGCGCUGACUGCGACCUGCCCUGUGACCUGGACUGCGGCAUCCUGGACGCCUGCUGCGAGUCCGCAGACUGCCUAGAGAUCUGCAUGGAGUGCUGUGGGCUCUGCUUCUCCUCCUGACCCGCCUACAGCCUACGCUCCAGCAAAGCCUUCUGAGUGGGGCAGCCCCAGGCUGUCACACAAAGCUUGACAAGCCCCCUCUCCCUGGUUCUCUCCCACCCACCCAAUGCCCUCUCAGAACCCCAGCCCCGGUGAGAAGCAGGGUGCACAGAGGGACCACCUCAGUUGUGGGAUCUGGGCCCACUGCAGAGAAGCCAGCAUCCCUCCCUAGCUUACCAGGGCUGGACGAGGCCGGCCCCGAGGACUGAGUGGGCUAGGACAGCAAGGGGAAGGGGCAGGGUGAGGGCUGCUGCUGGCCCAGGCGCUGGGGCUGCAGAACACUGUGAAAGUUAGGGGCGGGGUAGGCCCUGGGCAGGGCGGGGUGGGCUGGGGCUGUGUGCUUCUCUACCUCUCACUGCUCCGGGCCUCUUCCCUGCUGCCCUAGGCUUAAAAAAAAAAAGAGGACAGCAAAAUGUGAAAAGAGACACCGUCCCCACCCUCAGCCAGGCCCCUCCCCAUCUCCUUCCUGGGCUCUGGCGGGGGCUAACCCACGCACU
Loxodonta africana (African savanna elephant) is the source of this 1322-nucleotide messenger RNA. RefSeq names its product MyoD family inhibitor (gene MDFI). Gene Ontology annotation, cellular component: nucleus. Bases 52 to 786 code for a protein of 244 amino acids. Gene Ontology annotation, molecular function: transcription factor binding. Lineage: Eukaryota; Metazoa; Chordata; Mammalia; Proboscidea; Elephantidae. The record is from RefSeq and is a predicted model, not a curated record. The transcript has 4 exons.